This is a messenger RNA of Xenopus laevis (African clawed frog), 4234 nucleotides long. RefSeq names its product actin-binding LIM protein 1-like (gene ablim1.L). Lineage: Eukaryota; Metazoa; Chordata; Amphibia; Anura; Pipidae. The record is from RefSeq and is a predicted model, not a curated record. The transcript is spliced from 26 exons. Bases 145 to 2664 code for a protein of 839 amino acids.
UGUUGUGCACAUAUUUCCCUUGCACAAAAUCCAACCCUGUAAUGAUAGAGGUGUCACCUAAAGAAGACUGAGUGGAGGUGACUCCAGGGAUAAAGGACUCGGGGUACAUUCUCUCCGGAGGCUCCUGGGGUUCUGUUGCUGGAGAUGUUGCCAUUCCCGGGACUGAACACUUUGGGCAAACUGUGUGGUUCAGGCCGCAGUAAGGAAGCUCAGCAGCCCAGCAAAAACAAACCAGGGACCUCAGUGAAGCGCAUGUCAAUCAUAGAAGAUGGGGAGAUCGCAGAGGUGCUUUACCUUAUCCCCAAGCAGACUCUGCUGCAGCACAUGCCCUAUCUCAAUCCCGACGAUUAUUACUUGUGUGAGGAGCUAACGGGCCUCCCCGAUGGGCUGGUGGCCCACACUCAUGAUUCAGGCCAGGCUACAGAGAAGCCCGUUAUCCAGUGCCACAAGUGCGGAGAGCCAUGCAAGGGAGAAGUCCUCAGGGUCCAGGCCAAACACUUCCACAUAAAAUGCUUCAUUUGCAAAGUCUGUGGAUGCGACUUGGCACAAGGAGGGUUCUUCAUCAAGAACGGAGAGUACCUGUGCUCCCUCGACUACCAGCGCUUGUAUGGGACACGUUGCAGUGGCUGCGGAGAGUUUGUAGAGGGAGAGGUUGUAACUGCACUAGGAAAGACCUAUCACCCCAACUGUUUUGCCUGCACAUCUUGCAAGCACCCGUUCCCUCCGGGAGACCGGGUUACCUUCAAUGGGAGGGAUUGUCUCUGCCAAAACUGCGCUGCCAUGCCGAUGUCACCAGGACCAACUGAGAUUUCCAACUCCAGCAGUUGCGCUGGCUGCGGCAGAGACAUAAAGAAUGGACAGGCCUUACUGGCGCUGGACAAGCAGUGGCACUUGGGAUGCUUUAAAUGCAAAUCUUGCGGGAAGGUUCUGACUGGUGAAUACAUAAGCAAGGAUGGCUCCCCUUACUGUGAAAAGGAUUACCAGAAGAUGUUUGGUGUGAAGUGUGAGGCAUGCAAUGAGUUUAUCACUGGGAAAGUGCUAGAGGCAGGAGACAAGCAUUAUCACCCCAGCUGUGCACGAUGCAGCAGAUGCAACCAGAUGUUCACCGAAGGGGAAGAAAUGUACCUACAAGGUUCAACCGUCUGGCAUCCGCACUGUAAGGAAACCACCAAGGCCGAGGAGAAGCUGCGGCUCUUACCACCCCUGUUUGGCGGUUACAAACGCAGGCAGCCCACAAGAUCAUCUAGUGAAAGCGUCUACUCAAGGCCUGGAUCCAGCAUUCCAGGGUCUCCAGGACACACCAUAUGUGCUAAAGUAGAUAAUGAAAUUCUGGAUUACAAGGAUCUGGCCGCCAUUCCAAAAGUAAAAGCCAUUUAUGACAUAGAACGUCCUGAUCUUAUUACUUAUGAGCCCUUCUAUACAUCCACUUAUGAGGAACGGCAGAGUGUGGGAGAGCCUCAGAGCCCAAGAAGUGACAGGUCAUCCGUGCGUGGAGAGAGAUCACCCAGGACUGUGUCCCCAACACCCUCUAUGGAGGGUUACCAAGAUGGCCGGGACCGGGUGAUGCAGAGGUCGACUAGCCAGGGCUCCAUCAAUUCUCCAGUGUACAGUCGCCAUAACUACACCCCCACUAUCUCGCGCUCCCCACAGCACUUCCACAGACCUGAGCUGUUGCGUACUGGUGGGCAACGAUUGCCUUACAUGCGCACCAGCAGUUUCAGCUCCACCCUCAGCGACUCCCGUCCCAACUCCCCAUUCCGACACCACUCGAUCUUACAUGUGAAAGGCAAUGAGCCAAACAGCGGCAGGAAUUCCCCAAUCCCUUAUCGACCAGACAGUCGCCCUCUCACUCCAACAUACGCUCAGGCCCUUAAACAUUUCCACCUUCCAGAUCAAGGCAUUAACAUUUACAGGAAGCCUCCAAUCUACAAGCAAUACGAUGCAGCUGCUUUGGCAGCACAGAACAGCGAGUCCGAGGAUAUCAUCAAGUCCUCCAAGUUCCCGGCCGCUCACGCACCGGCACCCAAUGAGGUCCCAAAGAUUGAGACAGAUUACUGGCCCGGCCCACCUUCUCUUGCUGCCAUAGGUUCUGAUUCCAGGAGACGGUCUAGUGCUCGGGAGGAGGAUGAUGAAGAACUGCAGAAACGCAGACAGCUUCAUGAGGAGCAGCUACUGAAGUUAAACUCAGGUCUGGGUCAGCUGAUACUGAAAGAAGAGAAAGAGAGUAGAGAGCGGUCUCAUUCUUCCCACCGAUACGACUAUCUACAUUCUGAUUCUUCCAAAACCUCCUCCCUCCCUGGCUAUGGAAGAAAUGGACUCCACCGGCCGGUCUCAACUGACUUUGGCCAAUAUGACAGUUACGGGGAUAUAAGUGCAGACAUUCGAGAUUAUCAGUCGCUACCAGAUGGCCACGUUCCUGCAAUGAGAAUGGAUAGGGGCGUCUCUAUGCCUAACAUGUUGGAGCCAAAGAUUUUCCCCUAUGAGAUGCUUGUCAGCACCAACAGGGCACGCAACAAGAUCCAAAGGGAUAUCGACAGAACCAGACUGGAGCGCCAUCUUGCCCCUGAAAUCUUUCAAGAAAUCUUUAGGAUGACCAUACAGGAAUUUGAUAAACUGCCUCUCUGGAGACGCAACGAAUUGAAGAAAAGAGCCAAACUCUUCUAAUUCCCUCUGCGGGAUAUUGUUUUGGGGAAGAAUCAGACGUGGCGAGCCACGGGACGCCAUCCAAUACCGAAGCCCCAUCUGAAAAUAUCUGAUGUGGGACAGAACCAAUGGGCAGGAUUAUGGGCAGGGGCGCAAAUAACUCCCUGACACUCUGUUGGUGGGCUACUAAUACUCAGCUGGGGGCCACUAAUACUCAGCUGGGGGGCCACUAGGCAAGGAGAAUGGCCGCCUGUAACUACCAGACAGGUGAAAUCACUCUGCCACCAUAUUAUCCAGGAAGUAUGGGGGGGGGGGCGUGAGAUGCCAGUGUGUGUGUGUGUGUGUUUUAUUUUUUUGUGUUAGUGAUUUUUCCUUAAAUUCUGUUAAAUACCGGACAUGAGUCCCUGUGCUUUGGUUAUCACUCUGAAUGUGAGCAGUGUAAUAAUCAAGUGCCAGCUCUGCUUCUACCAAACCUAACCGACUUCAUUUGCUCUUGGCAAUGCUCACACCCAUUUUUUUUUUUAACUACGGGAUCCUGACACCCCCCUUUCACAUAUAGCGAUAGAUGAGGUGAGUUUUCUGCACAUAUGCGGGGUCUUAUUGCGUAUGAUCGGCUUAUUUUUGGCAGCCCAUUCAUGUGCCAUUUUUAUGUUUUUAAUUUUUCUUCUUUUGGAACCCGUUUAAUCCGUUUGCAAAGAGUUCAAGACUGUAUUGAACCCUCAAUGGGGGGGGGGGAUUUACAAAGAACUUAGCUUGAAAAAUCUGCCUUGUUAAAUACAUAAAUGACUCCACCAGGAAAGACUUUUCCGGCCAUGAACUCAGCGUUAUUAGGCUUUUGUCGACCUCACUCCCAGAUACCUUAAAUGAUGACGACAAGAGCAGCAGAUAAAUGACAAAGCAGGGAUUGAGGGGUUAAUCAAGUUGUUCCUCCUUACACCCAAAGGUGGGGACAGCUGGUUUCAGGCAUCCCCCCAAAUGCUGAGUUGAUGACAAUUCUAUCAAGUUGACUCUUAAAGUGACGGUUUCUGUUACGUUAAUCAAGUUGAUUUUAAUUAUGGAAGACAAAGGGGCUAUUUUGCUCUUUGUGCAUCUCCCAUGGAUGACGAGUGACCUGCUCUUUCCCUGCUGACAAUCCUGAAGGAAUUUCUCCAGUCAGUGGAUUUGCAGAAGAAAAUCAAUGGCUUUACUGUUCGGACUCUCUUUUUUUCCCAAUGAAUUGUCUCUCGACAGAACACACUCCAUUAACCUUGUUUUUUUCAUGUUUCUUCUUUUCUCUCGUUUGCAUGGACAGUCCACUGUUUGAAUAGGCUGAAUGGCAUUAAUUGUGUUUUAAUCCAGCGGAGUUUGAAGUCAAGAUAGAAAGCUUUCUAAUGGCCAAAAAGAUGUCUUUCUCAUUGGGCACCUACCAUAUAUUAUAGCCGGACACUAGGAAUGUCUAUAACGUAUCAGAUCUAUUAAAGGAUGAUGUAUGAAAUGUAUGUGUGAUAUUGACAGUGAGAAACCUUCCCCUGCUAUGGUGCUUAAUGUCUAGGGCUGCUCUGUCACUCAUAUAUCUCUACUGCCGCUCAUUAAAGUGAAAUAUAAAGGACAA